ACCACCUUAGCAUUGUUCUCAAUGUACUUUUAGCUUCAUCUGCAGAGAUGAACCUGCUUGUCUGCAUUAUAACGCUGGGCAUCUGUGUGAUGCAGGCCCAUUCAAACCCAUCAACUCUUGUAUCUGAAGGUCUGGGUCGUCCCUAUCUUAUGGAGUGCUUUGAAGAGGCCAAAAAACUGGUGGAUGAUGCUUACAAGUACUCGCGAGAUGAGAGUCUGAGCAGGGUUCGCAGAGAGGUCGUCUCUCCGGCGGACAUCCUGCGCCUCAUGAAGCAGCCGCGUGGAGCCUCCCGCUCGGCAGUGCGCUCGUCCGACUACAUGGAUCAGACCCUGCGCCUGUUGCACGACCGCGUCCACCGCGUGCACAAACGCUCGCUCAACGCCACAGAUCUGCUCCCUCGUGAAGACCUGGAGGUUCUCUCCAAGAUCUCUGGAUGUGCAGCCAGGGUCAGCGAUCCGCCCUGCCGCAGCAUUCAGAACCUGGACAAGUACAGGACCGCCACCAGCGUCUGCAACAACAUGAUGAGUCCUCGCCUGGGGGCCUCCAACACCCCCUUCAAGCGCUGGCUCCCCGCUCAGUACGACGACGGCGUCGCCUUGCCCAACGGCUGGGAGAGAAGCCGCCGCUUCAACAACUUUGUUCUCCCUCUGGUCAGAGAGGUGUCCAACCGCAUCCUGGCGACGCCAGACGAGGGCGUGGUCAACGACCCUGAAUUUUCCCACAUGACGACCCUGUUCGGCCAGUGGAACGACCACGACCUCACCUUCACCCCCUUCUCACCAAGCAUCCGCUCCUUCAGCAACGGCCUCAACUGUGACGAGAGCUGCGAGCGCUCUGAGCCCUGCUUCCCCAUUCAGAUCCCCCGCGGCGACCCCCGUUUGCCAACUGGCCCGGACAGCUGCAUCCCGGUCUUCCGAUCGGCGGCCGUAUGUGGAACCGGAAAUUCGGCAUUCAAUUUUGGCGGCGUGGCUAACAAGCGGGAGCAGAUCAACACCCUGACGGCGUUUCUGGACCUGGGCCAGGUGUACGGCUCGGAGGAGCAGCUGGCGAUGGACCUCCGCAACCUCACGACCGAUGCGGGCCUCCUGCGCGUCAACGAAAGGUUCAGGGACAACGGCCGGGAGCUGCUGCCGUUCAGCCCCCUGCUGCCCAAAAUGUGCGCUACACGCCAGAGAGUCACAAACAACAGCAAAGCCCAGGAGGUGCCCUGUUUCCUUGCAGGUGACGUUCGUGUCGAUGAGAACAUUGCCCUGACGUCCCUCCACACCCUGUUCAUGCGAGAACACAACCGUCUGGCGCGUGAACUCAAGAGGCUAAACCCGCAGUGGGACGGUGAAACCCUCUACCAAGAGGCUCGUAAAAUCAUGGGCGCGUACACUCAGGUGUUGGUUUUCAGGGACUACCUGCCCCACAUCGUGGGUGACGUGGCCAUGUCCAGAGUGCUGGGCCGCUACCCAGGCUACGACCCCAACGUGGACCCCAGCAUCGCCAAUGUGUUCGCCACCGCCGCCUACCGCUUUGCCCACCUCGCCAUCCAGCCCUUCCUAGCUCGCCUGGACCAAAACUACCGGGAGAACGCCCGCAUCCCCAACGUGCCGCUCUUCAAGGCCUUCUUCACCCCCUGGAGGAUCGUAUUUGAAGGCGGAAUCGACCCCCUGAUCCGAGGUCUUGCGGGCCGUCCUGCCAAACUGAACGCUAAGAAACCCGUGCUGGUGAACGCGUUGCGGGAGAGGCUCUUCCAGUUUGUCAUGCACCUGGCUCUGGACCUUGGGUCACUCAACAUGCAGAGGGGCCGGGACCACGCCAUCCCUGGCUACAACGCGUGGCGUAAGUUCUGUGGGCUGUCCCAGCCCGGCAACCAGGCAGAGCUGGCUCGGGUCCUUAACAACGCGGGCCUGGCGACAAGGCUCCUGCAGCUGUAUGGAACACCAAGCAACAUCGACGUGUGGCUGGGAGGCGUGGCAGAACCCUUGGUCCAGGGUGGCCGUGUGGGCCCUCUGUUCGCCUGCCUCAUCGCCUACCAGUUCAAGAACAUCCGCCAGGGAGACAGGUUGUGGUACGAGAAUCCGGGCGUGUUCAGCCCCAGCCAGAGGAAUGUGCUGCGCACUGCCUCCCUGGCCAGGAUCAUCUGCGACAACACGGGCAUCUCCAGCGUCCCCCUGGACCCCUUCAGCCUCCUCAGCCGUAGAAACCGUCUGGUCAGCUGCUCCAGAAUCCGAAGCAUUAGCCUCUUGCCCUGGAGGGAGAGGCCCCACGAUGAGGCAGCAUCGGGCACAAAUGAAAUUCUUGCAGCCAUUGAAGCUGAGAGGACCAGGCUUUCCCAGGCAGAGCAGGACAUUAUGGGCAAGAUGGAGCCAAAGAUGGAAGAGGACAAUGAGGUGGUUAUGUCUCACAUCUCUGUAGGACAAGAAGAAUGAGCUAGUUCAGGAAUAAGGGUUCCCCAGGGGGCAUAAGAGGUGAACCUGGCCCUUGAAAGAAAGAUUUCUAAUCAAUGCAACCCGUUAACUGUCUUUACCUGCCUGACUUGAUGGUGAAUUUGUGUCGCACCAUUCCACAAACCGCUUUUCUCUCAACACCGGGGGCCCGGUAUUUUUUUAAGGCCACUGUUACACCAUGAAACGUACAAUGACAUUUUUAACAACAACUCUGACGAUUGAAUUACUUUGUCAGAGUUGGUAAACAUUUUUGACCCUUGUGUUGUCUAUCCACUAAAUUUAUUUGCACAAAUCAAUUCUGUUUGAAUCCGAUCUAUUAUUUUUUAAAUCUGUAUCAUAUGAAGCGAACCAACUGCUUUCAAUAAAUAAUUCCUGUUGAUGGAAUUGUUAAAUCGAGAAACAUUUUUACGGGUUAACGACAACUAGUUCAUAGCCAAACUGAGAGCGUCAGUAUUAAACCAUUCUUUUAACCAAGUUGACGUUUGGCUCGGCCUAGUGGCCAUUGAUUGAACUGCAAUGCUGCAACCAGGCCAUGGAUGCAAAGACGCGCACAAAAAUAAAAUCCAUUAAUCUUUCACCUCAAUCAAAUAAAAAAAGGAAGAAAAAUCACUGCUUCUCUUUUACAUCAGUGUCAGGAUGAAUAUAUAUCACAAUUCUGAUUCAAAAGGUUAUCUGUAUGUAAUGGCUUGUUUCCAUACGACAGCCAGGGAAGAUGCACAGGACAUCGCCAAGCCAACUCGUUCCCUAUCAUGGAUGUAGUGCACUAAAUAGGGUGCACGCCAUUAUGUAGGGUGUUCGAAUUCUCAGUGUUCCACUAUAUAGGGCACUAUAUAGUGGACUUAAAAUAGGGUACAUACGAUGUUCCCUACAUGUUACUCCCGUAUACCACAAUGCAAUGCGGUCGUGUUUUUCCGGAGGAGAAGAAGAAGCUGAAUAACCGCGAAAACUUAUACAUUUAAUGAUGGAGUCUCCGGCUUUCGUUUAGAAAUGUCAACAAUUUAGGAUUUAACAUAGAAUAUUUAACAUUCAAAAUUAAUAAAAUAAAUACUUGAACAAGGAAAUGUAACAUUCAACAUCAAUACAACCUCCAGCUUUCCUCGUGAGUGCCUGGUAUGUUUACCUGAUGGGGACUCUCUAAAUCGACGCCACUUCGACCUGGGCGGGACUUUACGUCCUACGUCACUCGCUAUGUGUGUGCAUGUGUGCGCAUAGCCGUCACUCGCGAUGGGUGUGCAUGUGAGAAAGGUUUUGGCUUUUAGUGUCUAUGGGUUGGUAAUAACGGUUCUGAUGAUUUUUCUGAUGGAAAAGUGGUCUUUUAUUUCCAUAAUCUUUGUUCAGUGAACGCAUAAACCCGUUUGUUAGUUAGCAGUUAAACAAAAUGCGAUCUAUUUGUUUACAGCGACCAACUGAUGAUUGGGGGUUCGAUUCCCUAGUGAUGCAAGGUUUUUUCUUUCAUUUUGGACUGCACACACAUCGCGAGUGACGGAUACUCGAACAUUGUACACACAUCACUGUCUUUACAAUUUCUAGGCAACCGAAGUUUAAAGAUUGUCAAGUGGUUAACUCUUGAAUCGCAUGUACUAAGACCUGAUGGGUUAGUGGUCAGAGAACAACUCAUUAACGCAGGGAUAAGGGGUUUGAUUCCUUAAUGAAGCUAGCUUUUUUCAUUCAUAUUGGACUGGAUGUUCGUUUGCCAUUUUGCGUAACUUGUAGUUUAUGAUGAUGAAAUGUUACUGGGGUUAAAGGCACCCAGUGCAACUUUAUGUAAACAUUCAAUGAAAAAUAAACAUU
Molecule: messenger RNA, 4226 nt
Organism: Gadus chalcogrammus (walleye pollock)
Lineage: Eukaryota; Metazoa; Chordata; Actinopteri; Gadiformes; Gadidae
Product: eosinophil peroxidase-like
Exons: 16
Coding region: 48-2417 (789 amino acids)
Biological process (GO): response to oxidative stress
Molecular function (GO): peroxidase activity; heme binding
Source: RefSeq, a predicted model, not a curated record